CGCCUAUAGAGUCGUCUGGAAAAUUGAAUUGCAUUUCCAAACUGAUGACAAAAUUCGCGUCUUUGACCGUGGGCGAUUACUGGCUUUCCGGAACGAACCUGGGGUGCACCUCAAAUUUCAGGUGGUGCACCCUAGACCGCGAUUUCGUCAACCCUGAGCUCAGGUGGAAGGAGGGACACCCGGUGAAAGGCCUAAAUUGCGUUUAUCUCGAGGCGAGAAACGCAUCUUCGCUUCUCGCCACCGCCGACUGCGCCGCGGAAAAGAAUUUUUUGUGCGAUAUUGGGAAAAGUGCGGCCUCGUCUCAGCUCCAGAUCCAAUCUGAAUGCGCAGAAAUUUGGAAUAUUAGCAGCUAUGAAAUUGACUUGCUUUCGAACGAUAGUGGUUUAAGUUCAGCAAAUGUCUCGUUAAAUCUGAAGUGCUUCUUGAAAUGCGUUGGCACCGAGGUUGGAAUGUUUAAAUCCGGCGGAGUGAGCAGCAUUGAAAUGCUGCGUCAAGUAGAAAUCGCCGCUGAAGACGAUCCCGUCAAGAUGGAACACGGAUUCACUGCUUAUGACGGAUGCAGCAGCAAAAGUUUGAUAAUUAUUUAAAAAUAUAUUAUAUUAUGAUUUCAUAGAAUCUGACGACGAGUGCGU
Cloeon dipterum is the source of this 632-nucleotide messenger RNA. RefSeq lists its product as uncharacterized. The coding region runs from base 45 to 587 and encodes 180 amino acids. The record is from RefSeq and is a predicted model, not a curated record. Gene Ontology annotation, molecular function: odorant binding. The transcript has 5 exons. NCBI's taxonomy places the organism in Eukaryota, Metazoa, Arthropoda, Insecta, Ephemeroptera, Baetidae.